Messenger RNA from Rubroshorea leprosula, 550 nucleotides. The record is from the annotation of a GenBank genome assembly. NCBI's taxonomy places the organism in Eukaryota, Viridiplantae, Streptophyta, Magnoliopsida, Malvales, Dipterocarpaceae.
ACCAAUAUACCAAUCAGCCGCCAGGCAAAGCCUCAAAGAUGCGGGCAGGGAAAGCAGACUUUAAUUGUUUCUCUAGCGAAGAACCAGUUGGCAUCUGCCUUACUGUCUAUCAACAUGAGCCUGGAAUGUUACCAGUAAGCAGGCAAGACAUGAAUGGGUCAUAAAAUAAAACUUUUAUAACCGACAAAAUAAUAGAGCAAUAAAAGACUUGUUACAGCUUUGUCUGGCCAAAGUUUACAGAAAUUAUUGGUAGUACGUGGCAUAUUCCCUUGCUCACCUUCACACAAUUGCUGUUUUCUGUUUUUGCUCGGUAACUUCGUACAUCUUUUUCGUUGGUUUUUUUUCUUCGGGGCAUUUAUCAUGGUCUCGUUUGACAAUUGUGUUCAAUCAUUCAUAAAGUUUUCCAAGUUUUAUUCUGAAAUUCCACAGAUUGGUGUAGCUCUCAUGUCAAUGAGACUCAAGUGGUCAGUACUUUGAAUGUGGAAACAAGAAUAAUUGGUAGCUCUCUCUUUUUUUUUUCUCUUUUGGUAAAUAAAGGGAAUAGAGAAUA